Molecule: messenger RNA, 771 nt
Organism: Fulvia fulva
Lineage: Eukaryota; Fungi; Ascomycota; Dothideomycetes; Mycosphaerellales; Mycosphaerellaceae
Exons: 1
Coding region: 1-771 (256 amino acids)
Source: RefSeq, a predicted model, not a curated record
AUGUCAGCCACGGAGCAGUUCAAGACGGCAUACAAUGCUUCCGCAGCCACCUAUAACGACUACGGCUCCACGCCUAUCGGCCAACUCGAAUCUCAACUCAUCAAGAUAGCCCUGGGCGACUGCUCUGGGCUCACAGUGCUGGACCUUGGUGGCGGCACAGGUCUGCACGCUCGCGAAGCAGUCGAGCUAGGCGCCUUGAGCGUAGAUGUUAUCGAUGUUUCGCUCGAGAUGCUCAAUGUCGCUCAGGUACUCGGUCAGGGCCCUGCCCAUGUUGAGAAGCUGCGAUACUUCGAGGCAGACGUUUCCAAGCCACUAGAGCACCUAUCCUUGCGACAGGAGAAGUACGAUGUGGUCAUGGCCAACUGGAUCUUCGGUUGUGCGCCGACUCUCGACGUGCUGGAGGGCAUGUUCGCGAACAUUGCAAAGUAUCUCAAGCCCGGUGGGAAAUUCGUGGGUGUGCGGGAUGCCAAUGUGGAAGAAUUGCAGGCUGCGUUCCCGAAGUACGGCGUGUCUGCACGAAACAUCGAGGCGAUUCCAGGAGGCAUCAAGUAUCUUGUCUCGAUCCACACCACACCUACGACGCAAUUCGAGGCGUCGUCGAUGAAUAUCACUCGAUCUGGGUCCACUGCUAUGUACGAGCAAUAUGGGUUGAGGAAUGUUCGAGUGGUGCCUUGCGAACAAGCUGAGGUCGUCAAGGAAGAGCCGGACUUCUGGAAAGACUUCCUGGCAAGUCCAAAUCUAGCCGUGGUGCAAGCAGUGAACAGUAGCUAG